Trichoderma citrinoviride is the source of this 417-nucleotide messenger RNA. RefSeq lists its product as hypothetical. NCBI's taxonomy places the organism in Eukaryota, Fungi, Ascomycota, Sordariomycetes, Hypocreales, Hypocreaceae. The transcript is spliced from 3 exons. The record is from RefSeq and is a predicted model, not a curated record. Bases 1 to 417 code for a protein of 138 amino acids.
AUGCCAAGCAUUGCGCUCGGGACCCUCCGUCUUCUCCUGUUGCUGCAUUCGUCGCCCUUGCUGGUCAACGAUGCCUGUGAUAGGCCGAGCAGGCAGCACUACCCAAGUCGAAGGACGCAACCGAGACGAGUUCAGAGUGCCACUCGUACUCGGACGUGUUCCUCCAAGGAGCAUGAAGGCAGACGUCAGACCAGAGGAGGAGGCCAAAGGCAGCUCGUCGAGUCCCUCUGCAACUCGCUUCAGGGGGGGCAUGGGCGUGUUCCUACACCAGAUGCCAAGGCCUCGCUUUGUGAUAAGCUCAUGGCAAACCUCGUGCGUAAUGGUCCAGCCAGUGCGGACUCCCGCCAGUCGGCACUGGGCUUCCACCUCGCCAAAGUCGCGGGUACGAGCUGGGGGUCGCUGACGGGCAUGGCGUAA